AUGUUUUCCCGGAGAGUGCUGUUAUCAUGGCCGAAAGAAGUUAGGCACUACUCGUCUGAACCCUCUCUUCUGUCCACUCCCUUCACAGACCUGCAUAUCAAGCUCAAAGCCACCAUGGUCGAUUUUGCGGGUUAUUCGAUGCCUGUUCUUUACAAGGGCCAGACUCAUAUCGAGUCGCACAAGUGGGUCAGAGCUAAUUGUGGUGUCUUUGACGUCUCUCAUAUGCUGCAGCAUCGGAUCAAAGGACCGAACACUACCUCUUUUCUGCAGAAGCUAUGUCCCACUGACUUGCGCUCUCUCAAGCCAUUUCAUUCCACACUGAGCGUGUUGCUUAAUAACAACGGUGGAGUUAUUGAUGAUUGCAUGAUCACGAAGCACGACGAAGAUAGCUUUUAUAUCGUUACUAAUGCAGGCUGCAGAGCCAAGGAUAUUGAGUUCAUCAAAUCAGAGCUCAGCAACUACAAUGAAGGUUCUGGUAUCGAACACAACACGUUUGAAGGUGGCCUUCUUGCAAUCCAAGGGCCGAAAGCUCAGGAAGUUGUGUCUAAGUUCACUUCGUCUGAUCUGAGCACCUUAUACUUUGGCCAGUCCAGAUUCAUUCCUUUAGAUGGUUUCGGAUCCUCGGAAAAAUUCCAUAUUGCAAGAGGUGGCUACACUGGUGAAGAUGGUUUUGAAAUCUCCAUCCCAGAAAUAGGCGUUGCCAGAGAUUUCUUCCUUGCUCUUUUGCAGAGCGACGUUGUGAAACCAAUCGGCCUUGCAGCAAGAGAUUCGCUGAGGCUCGAAGCAGGAAUGUGUUUAUACGGCCAUGAACUGAACGAAGAGAUUACACCUGUUGAAGCGUCUUUGAACUGGUUAGUGUCCAAGUCAAGAAGGUCGGACAGCUUCAAUGGAAGCGAAAAGAUAUUGAGUCAGCUGGAAAACCCAAAGUCGGUUUCCUUCAAGAGAGUUGGCAUCAAAUCCAAAGGCCCCUCCCCUCGUCAGGGAAACAAGAUUUUCGCGAGCGACAAUCAGUCUAAACAAAUUGGUGUGGUUUGCUCUGGAUCUCCUUCCCCUACUCUUGGAGGCAACGUUGGUCAGGCAUUCAUCAACAAACCUUAUCAGAAGACCGGAACCGAAGUUCUGAUUGAAAUCAGAGGCAAGCUAAGACCCGCAGUUGUGUCCAAGAUGCCGUUCGUUGAGCCAAAAUAUUAUCGGCCCUAA
Molecule: messenger RNA, 1200 nt
Organism: Ogataea parapolymorpha DL-1
Lineage: Eukaryota; Fungi; Ascomycota; Pichiomycetes; Pichiales; Pichiaceae
Product: Aminomethyltransferase, mitochondrial
Exons: 1
Coding region: 1-1200 (399 amino acids)
Biological process (GO): glycine catabolic process
Cellular component (GO): mitochondrion
Molecular function (GO): protein binding; aminomethyltransferase activity
Source: RefSeq, a predicted model, not a curated record